Corticium candelabrum is the source of this 1879-nucleotide messenger RNA. Its product is annotated as peroxidasin homolog. Gene Ontology annotation, biological process: homophilic cell-cell adhesion; synapse organization. Gene Ontology annotation, molecular function: axon guidance receptor activity. Gene Ontology annotation, cellular component: neuronal cell body; plasma membrane; axon. The transcript is spliced from 5 exons. NCBI's taxonomy places the organism in Eukaryota, Metazoa, Porifera, Homoscleromorpha, Homosclerophorida, Plakinidae. The coding region runs from base 762 to 1850 and encodes 362 amino acids. The record is from RefSeq and is a predicted model, not a curated record.
UACUGGACUCAGGAGACAUUGAAGAUACGUCAUCUAGAUUGACAAUAUAUAAUGUACAAGACACAGACCAAGGUACAUAUUGGUGUAAUGCCAGCAGUGGCUUUUACCGGCAGGAUGCUGGAGCUCAACUAGAUGUUUUUGGACAAGCAACUCCUCCUGAACUUGCGAUUAUUACAAGAAACAAACCACCAGAUGUAGAGGGUAAUAAUGUGGUAGCAUAUUUGGGUUACGAUCGUAUCCUCAGAGUGCCAUUUGGUGGAAAAUUAUGGGUUGAUUGUCCAGCAGUUGGUUUUAGUUCAAGACAGUGGUUCAGACCUGAUGGAAGGGUACUCAAGCGUUCAGGCCUUAGACAGAGCCUAGCGAAUGGAACACUCUAUUUCAGUAGACUGGCAACUGUGCAUCCUGGUAGAUACACGUGUCAAAUUCAGAAUAGUAGUGCCACAGUGAAGGAAACAAUUAUCAUCCAGUUUAAUGAAAUACCCAAGACUGAUGUUGAAGAUUCGGCAGGAGUAAGAGGACCCGUGCUUGAUGAAGAUCGCACCUUCUUAGCUGGUCAAAGAGCAGAAGUGAGGGAGAAUCGGUCAGUUACUAUCGAGUACAGACUGGCAGGUGACAGUACUUUGGAAGAAGAUGAGUAUGACGUAUCAUGGAAGCUACCAGAUGGAACUUUGCUUAAUCCUGGACAAAACUCUGACAAUGCAUACGUAUCAGCUGCCACACGCUAUCUAACACUCAACUCUAGUCAGACAAGUGAUUCUGGAAUGUACACUCUGAUUCUGUCUAAUAAUGCUGGAUCAUCAAGUGUAACAACAAACUUGCAGGUUUUUGACUUGCCUACAGGUCUAACCACAUUGGCAGAUUUGGUGCAGAUCAAUGGUGAGUCUGUUGGUGUUGAAGAAGAUGGGAAUAUUCAUGCUCAUAGUGGGGACACUUUGCAACUGCAGUAUGCAGCAAUGGCUACUCCUGCAGCAGAUAUCAAAUGGCAACGAGGAUCAACAGAUCUAACUUCCGGUGGUGAUAUAACUAUUCAGACACAGGAAUCAUUUGGACAAUCUGUCAGUAUUUUGACAGUUAAUAACUUGGGGGUCACUGCAUCAGGUGAAUACAAGGCUAUAGCUGACAAUCGUGCUGGAAUUGCUGAAUCAUCUGUUGGCGUCACUGUUCUUGCUGCUGGUAGUGCUGAAAUUAUUAGAGCGGAGGCGGACUCAAAACCUACAGUUUCACAACAGUCAGUCGUAGCUACAAUUGGUCAAACUGAUGUUCUUGUCAUUAAUGGACAGCAAGUGGAGAUUGAGUGUCCAGCCAAUGGUGACCCAAGUCCAGACAUAUCAUGGCAGAAGGAUGGUUCUGAUUUAGCUAUUGGAGGAAGAACACAAGUGAACUCGGAAGGUACACUCCAGCUAAGGAAAUUCUCAGCAAGCAGAGAUGCAGGUACCUAUACCUGCACUGCCAGUAACAGUUUCAGCUCAGAUGAGGAGAGUAUUGAAGUUCUACAAGCCAUUCGUCCUAGAAUCAUUACUAGGCCAGAGCCACCUGCUCGUUCAAUUCCUUUACCAGACAUGGAUGUCACAGGCUACGCUGGUCAUACUGUUAAGAUUGUUGAAGGUCGUAGAUUAACAUUGGAUGUAGAGGCAACUGGACGACCCACUCCCAAAUUAGAAUGGCGUCUUCCAAAUGGUCGCAGGCUUGGCACUGGUCAAAGUGGAGGGAGAGUUUCAGUUUUAGCUAACCACAGUCUAGUUGUGUCGAAUGUUAGAGUGAAAGACAGUGGAAAGUACAGACCAAUAGCAAGCAACCCAGCAGGCCUGUCAAAAGUGAAAACUACAGUGACUGUUGUAGGUGGGGACUAGCACUUCAAUACCAGUCUUGCAUGCUUGUG